Oreochromis aureus is the source of this 1062-nucleotide messenger RNA. RefSeq names its product tripartite motif-containing protein 14-like. Lineage: Eukaryota; Metazoa; Chordata; Actinopteri; Cichliformes; Cichlidae. Gene Ontology annotation, molecular function: protein binding. The transcript is spliced from 5 exons. Bases 1 to 1062 code for a protein of 353 amino acids. The record is from RefSeq and is a predicted model, not a curated record.
AUGACUGAGAACCUUCACAGACACCUCAUCAGUGUGACUCUCAGAGCUACCAGCCACUGUGACCUGUCAGAGAGAAGCUGUGAAGCUCUGUCCUCAGGUCUCAGCUCUCAGACUUCUAAUCUGAGAGAGCUGGACCUGAGUAACAUUAACCUGAAGGAUUCAGGCGUGAAGCUUCUGUCUGAAGUACUGAAGAGUCCACACUGUACACUGGAAACUCUCAGUCUGUCAGCCUGUCUGAUCACAGAGGAAGGCUGUACUUCUCUGGCCUCAGCUCUGAGCUCCAACCCCUCCCAUCUGAGAGAGCUGGACCUGAGCUACAAUCAUCCAGGAGACUCAGGAAUGAAGCUGCUGUCGGCUGGACUGAAGGAUCCAGGCUGGAGAAUCGACACAAACACAGUACACACAAACCUCCAACUGUCUGACAACAACAGGAAGGUGACACAAGUGGAGGAGGUUCAGUCAUAUCCUGAUCAUCCAGACAGAUUUGAUGGUUGGGAACAGCUGCUGUGUAGAAAUGGUCUGACUGGUCGCUGUUACUGGGAGGUCGAGUGGAGAGGAGACGUUUAUAUAUCAGUGAGUUACAGAAGAAUCAGAAGGAAAGGAGGCAGUUAUGACUGUGUGUUUGGAGGGAAUGAUCAGUCCUGGAGUCUGUGGUGCUCUGAUGAUGGUCCUCGUUAUGUCAGGCACAAUAACAGCUACACAUCCAUCUCCUCCUCCUCCUCUGUCUCUAACAGAGCAGCAGUGUAUGUGGACUGUCCUGCUGGCACUCUGUCCUUCUACAGAGUCUCCUCUGACACUCUGAUCCACCUCCACACCUUCAACACCACAUUCACUCAAACUCUUUAUCCUGGGUUUGCAGUCUGGUCUCCUGGUUCCUCAGAUAAAAAGAAGAAGAAAUCAAAGAUGUGCACACAGCAGGUAGUUGUACAGAGGACGUCAGCUGAUGGAGCAGAGGGAGGCAGACUGUGGAUGAAUGAGGAGGUGAAGGCCUGCAGGCGGGUGGAGACAGAGGAGGUGAUGGUCACUAAUGACUUCAGAGCAGCUUUCACCUUAUUAACAUAG